AUGGAAAAUACUAGUAAUAUGUUUCAAUUAUGGUCACCACCUGUCUUUCGUCUUUCACUUGAUUCAUUUUCGAAUGAUCUUAUUCAAGAGUUUGACAAAAAGGCAACAAAAUUUAGUAAUGGUGGUGAAUUAAUUAAACCAACCAUCGAAACUACUCAGCAAGAAGUAGUAGUAACGUCUACUGCUUUAAGCGUAAAUGAUACUGAGCAAUUCUCUUCAAUAGUUUCUACUUUUUCAGAUAAUUUUUUCUCUACAGAAGAUCAUAAUAAUAGAGAUGAGGUAGAAGAAGACAUUACUACUACUACUACUACUACUACUACUAGUACUUCUGUAAUAAAUACUGAUAAUAACAUAACGUUUAUUACUGCUACUGAAGAAAUCGUUACAAUAGAUGACACCAGUAUUCCCUUAGUGCAACCUGAUCCUUUAGAAGAUUCAUCUGAUAUUCUUUCUGCUUUUUCUAAUGAUGAGACAAGCGUAAAUACCAGUAAUCCUAAAGAUAAACUGUCAAAUGAUGAGAUAAUAGCAACAGCAACAACAACAACAGCAGCAGCAGCAGCAGUAACUCCUACUAUAAAUCAUGAAGAAUCUACUGUAGAAUUAUCUAUCAUGAAUACGCCUACAACUUACACAAAGAUCUCCUCUCCACUCUUAUCAAUGAUGAAUUAUACUACCAAAAGAAAUAGUAAUCAAUCAGUAAUUGAUAAAAAUAACACUGUCAUUCCUGCCAAGAAUCAAAAAAAAACUUCUAAAAGACGCUCGUUCUUUUCUUUACGUUUUUGUUAA
This is a messenger RNA of Cokeromyces recurvatus, 786 nucleotides long. RefSeq lists its product as uncharacterized. The record is from RefSeq and is a predicted model, not a curated record. Bases 1 to 786 code for a protein of 261 amino acids. NCBI's taxonomy places the organism in Eukaryota, Fungi, Mucoromycota, Mucoromycetes, Mucorales, Mucoraceae. The transcript has a single exon.